AAUAUUUAUUACAUUCAAAUCUCCACAUAGCUGUAUGUAAACUGAUGUCCGUACAUAUGUAUGAUUAUUCAGUCAAAACCAUUGUAAUCUAAAACAAUAAAUAUUGAUAUAGCAGCUUCAGACAUACGUAUAGCAUAUAGACUGAGUUACAAUGGUAAGUUUUCAGUAUUUAUACAAGAAAGCGCAAAAAUACCUCUCACGUUCUUUUUGCUCCGACGUAAUCCAAACAGCGAGUAUUACUCUGACGUAAGCGAAAUAGCAAGUAUCGGGAUUAACCCCUGGGAUGUGGUUCGCAGGCUAAAAAUACUUCUUUCUAUGACGUCACAAUAGACUGUCGUCACGCGAGUUUUCCUGUCGCCAUUGUCACUGUUGCUAGCGACGAAGAAAGCUACAGCUUAACUAGACGUGAGAAUUUGAAGGAGAUCAACAUAAUUUGUUUUUAAUAACUUUCAAUUUAGGAACGGGACUUUUUAAAGAAUCUACCAUGGAUGAUGAACAACUGCGAAAUAUUGCACAACUUUUGGUGGCGAGUGUAUUAGAGAAAGCUGUUGAUAAAAUAAAUACCGAAACAAGGGAAAUAAACGAAGGUCUUGACCAGGGGGUAGACGACAUUGUAGGGCUGACCAUCGGACGGUCAAUCAAUGCCAUCCGCGAAGGUCAAGUUUCACCAACUGACAAUAAGAUGGAGGGAAUGAUUGGACCUAACAAAACAUUGGCUACUGCAACACCAGAAGUAAACACUGGCACAACAGGCAGUAAGGCCUUAGAGAUUAAAGAUGGGUCAAUCGAACCAAGUGUUGGAGGAAAUGAUGACCAGACACAUAUUAUCACCGUCAAAGACGACAAACCAACAGGAACCAAGAAAAGGAAAGUGACUACAACGCAUGCGCAGAUGAGCAAGGCCUCUCACAAGAAGAAUGUACUGGGACGAUUGUUGGACAGAAUUAUCAAGAGAGACAAAAAAGAGGCCAAGGAAAUCGAUGCUGCUACAGCAGGUGGCAGCACCAGCACCUCAGUCGGUGGAAAGAAGAAGAGCGCAUCCAAGGCCCAUAACAAGAGAGACUGGAUACGUAGAAAUCUCCUGUGCUGCUUCGUCAGACAGACUGCCACAGUCGAGCCUGUAUUAGGCUAAAUACAGCCAGAGAAACAAGUCAUGGACAUUCGGAACAUUAUGUGGUUUACAUGUACAAUAAUAACGGUAUAAACAAAAACAAAAUAUUGAUAAAAUUGAAUCAACUUAUGAUAAUUAACUGUCACCAAACUUAAAUUCGGGGUUUCUUAUUUCUGUGUAGUAGAUACAGUUCUUAUGUUUUACUUUUAGAAAUUGAUUCAAUGUUAUCAUAUAUACUUGAUUCGUUUAAACAAUCCAAUCCGUUGAAGCAUUAGUCAAAAUAAUCCGGACUUAGCAAAGACAUUCUCAUCGUUCAAGUCAAGUUUUUGUCAUUGUAAUUAAGAGAUAGGAUUGCCCCCCGUACUAUCACUACUCUCCGCCAGGCUUCGAAAGAAUCCUUUUGAUAUUGUGUUCUGGCAUAACAUUUUGUAU
Messenger RNA from Mizuhopecten yessoensis (Yesso scallop), 1543 nucleotides. RefSeq lists its product as uncharacterized. NCBI's taxonomy places the organism in Eukaryota, Metazoa, Mollusca, Bivalvia, Pectinida, Pectinidae. The record is from RefSeq and is a predicted model, not a curated record. The transcript has 5 exons. The coding region runs from base 485 to 1132 and encodes 215 amino acids.